Messenger RNA from Bicyclus anynana (squinting bush brown), 2294 nucleotides. It is a transcript of the gene Sirt7, whose product is annotated as NAD-dependent protein deacetylase sirtuin-7. The transcript is spliced from 2 exons. The record is from RefSeq and is a predicted model, not a curated record. The coding region runs from base 267 to 2066 and encodes 599 amino acids. Gene Ontology annotation, molecular function: NAD+ binding. NCBI's taxonomy places the organism in Eukaryota, Metazoa, Arthropoda, Insecta, Lepidoptera, Nymphalidae.
AGCAUUUUCGUUACAUCCCUAGGCCGCGUCGAGAAAUGUCAGUUAUUGCAAUUUGAUUUGAGUUUGACGAGUUUGACAUAAAUCUCAGUAAAAUAAAUACACGGUGAUUGUCACAAAUCGAAGCCGAUUUCGAGCUACCGUUAGAAAUAUUCCUUCGUCCGGAAUCAGCUGGGCAUCGGAUGCACAGCGCCGGAGACAUGCACGGGCAGGCCGGCGGCGGCGGGCGGGCGGCGCGCCGGGCCGGGGCGCUGUAGCGGGCGGGCGACAUGGCGGGCCAGGCGAGCCAGGCCGGGCGUUCGGGCGUGCGGAGCAGUGCGCGCCUGAGCGCUGGCGGCGGCGCGGCGGCGGCGGCGGCGGGCGGCGAGGAGCAGCGGCGCGCGGCGGCCGAGCUGCGCCGAGCGCGCGCCGCCCGCGCCGCCGAGCGCGCUCGCGAGGUGGAGGACAGCCCGCAGGAGCUGCGCGACAAGUGCCGCCGCCUGGCUCGCGCGCUGCGCGACGCCAAACACCUCGUGGUGUACACCGGCGCCGGCAUCAGCACGGCGGCCGACAUCCCCGACUACCGCGGGCCGCGCGGCGUGUGGACGCGGCUGCGGCGCGGCGAGCGCGUGGCGCGCGUGGAGGUGGCGCGCGCGCGGCCCACCUUCACGCACAUGGCGCUGUCGGCGCUGUGGGCGCGCGGCGCGCUCAAGUUCGUGGUCUCGCAGAACUGCGACGGGCUGCACGUGCGCGCCGGCCUGCCGCGCCGCGCGCUGGCCGAGCUGCACGGCGACAUGUUCGCCGAGCGCUGCGCCGCCUGCCGCCGCGUCACGCUGCGCGCCUUCGACACCACGCCGCGCACGGCGCGCCACGCGCACGGCACGCGCCGCCUGUGCCACGCCUGCGGCGCCGAGCUGCAGGACUCCAUCGUGCACUUCGGCGAGCGCGGCCGCGCCGCCUGGCCGCUCAACUGGGCCGGCGCGCUGCGCCACGCCGCCGCCGCCGACGUGGUGCUGUGCCUGGGCUCCAGCCUCAAGGUGCUGCGCCGCUACCCGCGCCUGUGGCGCAUGCAGGGCGCGCCCGCCUCGCGCCCCGCGCUCUACAUCGUCAACCUGCAGUGGACGCCCAAGGACGCCGUCGCCGCGCUCAAGAUCAACGCGCGCUGCGACGACGUCAUGGCGCAGGUGGCGCGCCGCCUGCGCCUGCGCGUGCCGCGCUACUCGCCGCGCGCCGACCCGCUGCUGGCGCACGCCGAGCCGCUGGCGCCACCCGAGGCGCACACGGCGCCGCCCGCGCCGCCGCCGCCGCCCGCGCCCGCCGCCGACGAGUACUACUCGCUGUCGUCACCCUCCGCCUCCGACUCGGACGACGACGUGCCGCUGCGCCGCCUGGCCGAGCGCCUGCGCGCUCCGCCCGCGCCGCCCGCGCCGCCCGCGCCCGGCCUGCGCGCCUUCCGCGUGGCCAUGCAGGCCGGCGAGACCACCAUCCUGCUGCGCGCGCGCCACGCGCCGCCGCCGCCGCCGCCCGCGCCCGCCAGCGCGCUGCGCCGCUUCCGCAUGGUGCGCCCGCCCAACGGCGCGCUCAACGGCCACCGCCCGGACCUCAAGACCGAGCCGCCGCCCGAGGCCGAGCCGAAGGCCGAGCCGAAAGCCGAGCCUGGCGACGCGUGGACGCUGGGCUCGCAGCUGCGGCGCCUGCUGGAGCUGCCGCCGCUGCGCGCGCCGGAGGCGGAGGACGGCGCGGCGGCGGCGCUGGCGGCCGCCAUCUUCCAGCGCGCCGUGCUGCUGUGCCGCGCGCACCUGUACCCCGGGCUGCACACCAUCAUCCCCCCGGCGCCCGCGCCGCCCGCGCCGCCCGCCGAGUGCGCGUGGUGCCUGCGCCGCUACGCCGCGCGCCGCUGCCUGUGGUACGGGCCGCCGCUGCGCACGCCGCCCGAGCGCCGCGCGUGGCGCCGCGAGCGCGGCCGCCGCUACCUGUGCGCGUGCUGCGGCGACGCGGGCGAGGAGGCGGAGGCGGGCGCGGGCGCGGGGGCGGAGGGCGGCGGCUGGUACGGCAAGGGCUACCGCAAGGGCCGCCGCAAGCGCCGGUAGCGCGCGCAGCGGUCCGUGCGGUGGUCGUGCCAUGAACGCAUGGCGGAGCGGACCUGAGUGAUCGUUCACGUGUGUGCAGUGCCAGUGAGUGCGAGUGUACAGUUACAGCACGGUACAGUACGGUACAGUACAGUACCGUACCGUACACACAGUGACGCGACCGCGAGCCGACUUUGGCGAACAAACAAAUUAGAUUAAGUUAUGUUUAUAAGUAAAUCAUGAAAACUG